AUGGAUCAUGUGGGAACACAGCAUGAAAAUUUUGAUACUCCCUCUGCUAUUGUCCCCAGGAUCGACUGUGGCUGCUGGUAUAUGCAUCCCCUUCGGCGGGCUCGGUGUUGGAUUGAUCGGUGUCUAUUCCUCGACACUGGCUACCAAUAUGAUUGCCACUACGCUCAUGGUGGUGAAGGCAUGAUCAGUGUAUAG
Messenger RNA from Heterobasidion irregulare TC 32-1, 195 nucleotides. RefSeq lists its product as uncharacterized. The record is from RefSeq and is a predicted model, not a curated record. NCBI's taxonomy places the organism in Eukaryota, Fungi, Basidiomycota, Agaricomycetes, Russulales, Bondarzewiaceae. Bases 1 to 195 code for a protein of 64 amino acids. The transcript is spliced from 2 exons.